Messenger RNA from Stomoxys calcitrans (stable fly), 1033 nucleotides. RefSeq names its product translin-associated protein X (gene Trax). The transcript is spliced from 2 exons. The record is from RefSeq and is a predicted model, not a curated record. Gene Ontology annotation, molecular function: RNA endonuclease activity; sequence-specific DNA binding; RNA binding. The coding region runs from base 58 to 903 and encodes 281 amino acids. NCBI's taxonomy places the organism in Eukaryota, Metazoa, Arthropoda, Insecta, Diptera, Muscidae. Gene Ontology annotation, cellular component: cytoplasm; nucleus.
CAUUAUAAUAUUUGAGAUUCUUUCUGUAAACGUUGUAUGAAAUACUAGCAAAUAAAAAUGCCGGAGAACAGCGGACGUUAUCAACAACACAACAGAAGAAACCAGAAAAAGGAGUGUCCCGUAAUUGAUGAAAAUAAUGUAGUAUUGAAGUCCUUUCAGUCUUAUGGAUUGGAAUUGGAUGCAAAACACGAUCGAAAUGAAAGAAUUGUUAAAUUGAGUCGGGACAUAACAAUAGAAUCUAAACGCAUUAUAUUCCUAUUGCAUUCUAUAGAUAUUCGUAAAAACAAUAAAGAAAAGGUCCUUCAAGAAGCCCAAACGAGACUGGAAAAGGUAAUCUCGACAAAUUUCAAAGCUGUAGCCGAAGAAUUAUGUGGUCAUGAUCCAUACCAGUUUCGAUGGGCUUACUCGCCUGGUCUGCAAGAAUUUAUCGAAGCGUAUACAUUUAUGGAGUACAUUAAAAAUGCAGAAUAUGAUGAAAGCUGCUCUGGUGGCAGUGAUGCCGAAAUGAGCGACUGGACAGAGUUACAAAAGAAAAUGACCUACUCCAAGAAAUCGGAAGACAACGAAGAAGAAUUUUCAUUCUUCAUUGAUCCUACGGAAUACAUUUUGGGCGUCUCUGACCUAACUGGGGAAUUGAUGAGACGUUGCAUAAUUUCUCUCGGUAGUGGAGAAAUCGUUUUUUGUCUUAUUGCGAAAAUGAUAUUGCAGAAAAUCUUCACUGGUUACAUAGGUUUAAAUGUUCAUAGAUGUAGGGAGCUAUCUCGCAAGAUCUUUACUAUGCGUCAAAGCGUAUUGAAGGCAGAAAAUGUUUGUUAUAAUGUCAAGGUACGUGGUUGCGAGGCGGCCAAAUGGAAAGAUAUCUUUGAUAACAAACCGGGGGACGAUAUAGAUGAAGGAUUUUAACACCGAAUAUAUAGCACAUAAAAAGAAAUGAUCAAUAUAAAAUAUAAUUUUGUUUUAGCAUAAACCUACUUCAAAUGUGUUCUCAAAGUAUGCAUUUGCAGAAGAUGAAUAAACAUUUUUUUAUUGUCAA